UCAAAUAAGUAAAUAUAACCUGAAAUCUAUCAAAAAGCAAAACAAAUAAAGUAUUUUAGAUUUGAAUGAGAUAAUACAUAAAAGCAUUCUCAAUAUGGUGACUCCUGAUUUCCAAGGGGAUGACUGGGAUUUACCAUGCUCAGACGACGAAAUGUCUAAAACUGGAUUGUUUAUUGGUAAAAGUUGGAUGCCCGAUCCCGCAGAAUUAGAAGAUUUAUACAAAACAAUUGAGAAAACUGGCACUUUACCAUUGGAAUGGAAAUGUCCGGGUAGACGCGCACCAUCACCACUUCCAGUCUGCAAAGAUAACCAACCAGAAAUACCCGCUUCUCCGAUAAGAGAGGAAAAGUCUGAUUUUGAUUUUAUGGAUGAAGUCAGUUCUUUGCGUUUGCGCGUUCGGAGGGAGGGAGAGGAUACGUUAAGAGGGUCAGCGAAAAAGAAAACAACAUCUUUUGAUGGCAUUUUGUCUAAUAUGAUUAGACAUAAAAGAAUAGAACAAAUGGAGAAACAGGCUAACACUCCAUCUUCCUCGCCCAAUAACACCUGAGAAUAAGUGAUCAUACAGAAGCAUUAUUUGAUUAAACAUUGUUACACUUUAAAUAUCAAGACAAAGAUGUUAUUGACUUUUAAAAAAAGCCUAAAUCCUUGAAUUUAAAAGUUUAA
Messenger RNA from Papilio machaon (common yellow swallowtail), 663 nucleotides. It is a transcript of the gene Pa1, whose product is annotated as PAXIP1-associated glutamate-rich protein 1. NCBI's taxonomy places the organism in Eukaryota, Metazoa, Arthropoda, Insecta, Lepidoptera, Papilionidae. The transcript has a single exon. Bases 95 to 547 code for a protein of 150 amino acids. The record is from RefSeq and is a predicted model, not a curated record.